UAUUGUUUAGUAACCCCCGUCAUGACACCGUUAGUGAGAAAAGAUUUCGUUCGUUUGGUAUGAUACCAGUUGCAACAAACGGGGGUUCCUUGAUCUGUUCCACAAAACAGGAGCCCAAUAGCUAGAUCAGUGAGUUUGAUCAAUCAAUCGACCAAUCACCAUGUCUGAUGAACAGGCACGGCCGUCGGUGGACGAUGAGAUGGUACACAGUCGCAAUGAUGUGAGAACCAAUACCAACCGGAGUGUUGUGCGACCGAGAGCACCACCUCGAUCGAUGCGUUUCUUUCGUGAUUUGUCGGCGAGCGAAAAGGAAGAAAUGGGUCGUCAUGCCGCCAUCAUUUUGGAGUUGACAGCGAAUGAGUCUUCCAGAACUACCAGUACUACUACCGGUACUAGCGGCAGUGAGACUGAAACAUCCUGGGACGAUGACAAUCUGUCCGAAAUUACUUCAGCCUGUCCAGCGGGAGCCUUUGAGACUACUACGACGACAGCCGCCAUGGAGACGUUGGGCGAGAUUCUACGAGAUUGCGAUUCCUUUGUCAAUCCAUCCGAGAACCUUCCGGUAGCAGUGGCGGAGCUCGUGAGUGUCUGUCAAGAACGAAACAGUCGAUUGGAAGCAGCCGAAGUCAUGAUUCGACGACUCCAGCAACUCAUUUCAGGGACGACUAUCGUUCAUGCAUUUGCAACCCCACCGCAACCACCGCAACGCUCCAACAGUGAUCCUCCUGCCAUGUAUCCGGCUCGCGUUCCACACCAAGUGAGUGGACGACGACAAGCACAAGAUCCACCUGAAGCAUCAGAGGAGGUACCGGUACAUGUGGAAGAAGAUGAGCCGCAAUCAGCUCCUCCUUCUGUGGGAGUUCAGGAAGACAACCGGCCAGUGACUUUGCCGGCUGUCCCAGAGGAGGCUGAAAAUCAGUCUGAUUUGCCCCAAAUCAAUCAUGAUGGUCAAGAAGAUACCAGCACUCAGAAUCAGCCAGAGAGUCCAGCCAUGGAACCGGAGACUGAACCAGACGAACAACAAAACAUGGAUUCUUCACCGAAAACGGAAAUGAAACAAGCCAACCUGAUGGCGGCGUCAGCUGUCAUGGAUGAUGCCGUGGUACAAAGUAUCAUAGAAGUCGUAAGGCAAGAACUCCGACAGGAGCUUCGAGCCAGUGGUGCCAUUGGAGUUGAUCCAUCCACCGUGAAUGCCUUGGCCGAAGAAAAGGUCAAGGAGUCUGGCAACAACAACAACAAUGACAUCAUCCAGCGCCUAUCCGUCGCCAAGUUGUCCCAACAAGAAUCGGAGAGUACUAACGAAAAAGAGGAACCUCGGAAACGACCAGCAACCCGAAAAACCUCAGAUCCACCGUCGGUCGACGAACUCGAACAGUUGCACAAAUCCGUUUCGACUCUCGAUCCACCUGCCAUUGACUGGAAAGAGUUUAUUAUUCGCGAGGAACAAAAUGCCAAAGAAAACGAUUCAGCUGAUGCCGAUGAGCUACGAAAAAUGAAGAUGGGCAUUGCAGAAGACACAGAGGGCAUGGCGGCCACCCCCACGAAACCACCAGCACCACAACAGCAAGGCAAACCCAAAAAGACAGCACCGGCCACGGUGCCAGGUGCGGUCCGUGUCUCUGAGGUGGGCGCCUUUCGUGUGUCGCCCAGAACUUCUACUGCCGAACAGAGCGAACGCGAGGCUCGAGAAGCCGAAAAGACCGGUUUGGAAGCCGGAACGUUUAUUGCCAGUGGCAACUCGGACGUGGAGCGUGGUUCCAUCAUUGUUUCUCCCUCCGCACAGCAGCCACCGCCGAUUGCUGCAAGAAGAGACGACGAGAGCGUCGCUACGGAGCAAAUAAAAAACCAACAGGCAAACAGCAACCCCGAUCAAGCCAAGCCAAAGGAUUGGGAACCAACAGAGAUUUAUCUAGAAGGAGAAGAAGAUGCGAAACCGAAAGCAGCCAACAAUACGACAAUCAGAGCACCCGAGACUGCGAGCACGGGCCCCUUUUCACACAACAUUGCCAAUCAACAGACGACACAGAACCGAACAGCACAGGCGAAUUCCUCCGUGCUGGAGAUCCCAGAGCGACCUUCGAGUGGGGCCGACCGCUUGGGUUUUUGGGAUAGGACGAUGAUUGAUCUGAAAACGGACGCCGUUCACGAUACACGAACCCGUACAACAGCCGCCGCCGCCGCUCCACCUGUGACUGAAGAUACAAGCGUCAGUAAAUCAUUGUCCGUUGCGACAGUGUUGGCCACACCGGUAGCACCCGAUCACUCCUCCAGAAACAAUUCGACCAUUGCUAGCAGCGGAAACGACACCAACACGGACGGUCUGCUUGCAGCCACUGUCGCCCUGGAGGAUCAAAACGAGACCAUCCUUCAAUUGACACAAGCCGUGUUUUCCUUGCAGGAGGAAAUGAGGCGCCGGGAUGAAACCAUCCCGAACGCGGAAGUCGUGCCAGAGCCACGAGACCAAGGUGUCGGUCUAAAGUGCCAGUGCAUCAUUCUCUAACGCUCGGAAAUACAUUCUUAAGUAAAACUAUAGCUGUAUAUUACGUCUCCUGCUACGGCAUGGUGUGAUUGGAUGCACAGGUGAAGCAAAUGACAAUGGAUGCUGCUACAGCAUGGUUGCGAAGUGAAACUAUUGCUACCACUGCAACUACAAUAAACAAUGAAGCCAUGAUUUUGUUGGUGAAGAUUGUCUACUAUGUGUUAUUGUUCUAUGAUUAUGUUUGGCUGCAUUUUUAAAAGAUUUGUAGCAUCAACAAUGAUAGAGGUUGGUUGUCGGGUGUCACGGGUAUUAACUUUGGACUUUCGUCGCGUGGAGGACGUUCGGACAAGCACUCUGCAAUAGAGGCUGCCUAGCACAGGAACCACAAACCUGGCU
Seminavis robusta is the source of this 2875-nucleotide messenger RNA. Lineage: Eukaryota; Bacillariophyta; Bacillariophyceae; Naviculales; Naviculaceae. The record is from the annotation of a GenBank genome assembly.